AUGAAAAGGCAAAACCAAAGCUCUGUGGUUGAAUUCAUCCUCUCGGGCUUUUCUAAUUUUCCUGAACUCCAAGGGCAGCUCUUUGGGGUUUUCUUGGUUGAUUACCUGGUGACUCUGAUGGGAAAUGCCAUCAUUAUAGUCAUCAUUUCCCUGGAACAGAGCUUAUACGUUCCCAUGUAUUUGUUUCUCCUGAACUUGUCUGUGGUGUAUGUGAGUUUCAGUGCAGUCAUUAUGCCUGAAAUGCUGGUGGCCCUCUCCAAUGAAAAAAGUAUGAUCACCUUUGCAGGCUGUUUUGCACAGACGUAUUUCAUUCUUCUUUUUGGUGGGACCGAAUGUUUUCUCCUGGGGGCAAUGGCUUAUGACCAAUUUGCUGCAAUCUGCCGUCCUCUGAGCUACCCAAUGAUUAUGAACAAAGUUUUCAUGAAAUUAGUUAUAUUCUCAUGGGUCUCAGGGAUCAUGGUGGCUACUGUGCAGACCUCAUGGGUUUUUAGUUUUCCCUUCUGUGGCCCCAAUGAAAUUAAUCAUCUUUUCUGUGAGACUCCCCCAAGGCUAGAGCUUGCAUGUGCAGACAUCCUUUUAUUUGAAAUCUAUGCAUUCACUGGCACCGUUUUGAUUGUUAUGCUUCCUUUCUUGUUGAUACUCCUGUCUUACAUUCCAAUCCUCUCUGCCAUCCUGAAGAUGUCAUCAACCACUGGGAGGCAAAAGGCCUUUUCCACCUGUGCCUCCUAUUUCAUGUCUGUUACCCUCUUCUGUGGCACAGCCAGUAUGACUUACUUACAACCCAAAUCUGGCUACUCCCCAGAAACCAAGAAGCUGAUGUCCUUGUCUUACUCACUUUUAACGCCUCUGCUGAAUCCACUGAUCUACAAUUUGAGAAACAGUGAGCUGAAAAGAGCUUUGAUGAAAUUAUGGCUAAGAAAAGUGGAUUUAUAUACAUUCUGA
This is a messenger RNA of Lagenorhynchus albirostris (white-beaked dolphin), 942 nucleotides long. Its product is annotated as olfactory receptor 10A3-like. Gene Ontology annotation, molecular function: olfactory receptor activity; G protein-coupled receptor activity. Gene Ontology annotation, cellular component: membrane. The record is from RefSeq and is a predicted model, not a curated record. Gene Ontology annotation, biological process: G protein-coupled receptor signaling pathway. Lineage: Eukaryota; Metazoa; Chordata; Mammalia; Artiodactyla; Delphinidae.